GUUGACGGCAUAGCCCCUCGGAAGGCCCGGAAGCGUAAGCAAGGGCAUCAGCCGGCUCCCCGCACUAUUCGGGCAAAGCCAAGCAAGGAAUUGGAGAUGCAGGAGGAGGCUUUUCAAGGCGACUUCGACUGCGCAAGAGUUGGUGAAGUGCUGGAGGCAGUGGCUGCUGCUGGAAGAUGUUCACAGCUCGAGCUCUACAUCCACGACGCCAUGCUCACCCAUCUGCCCGAAGGUGUUACUCCGGGUGCCAUGACCCUGGAG
Symbiodinium necroappetens is the source of this 261-nucleotide messenger RNA. The record is from the annotation of a GenBank genome assembly. Lineage: Eukaryota; Dinophyceae; Suessiales; Symbiodiniaceae.